AAAUUUAACCAAUCAUGAGAAAUUUAAAAUUUGAAAAGUUCGCAAACGAUUCGAAAUUAAUAAUAAUUACUAAAAGAGAAAAACAGAAUGAAAAGGAAUAGCAACAAAAUUUAGAAAAAAACUUGGUAGAAGUAGAAAAAUAUGAUUGUUUUUUAUACUCGUAUUAACAUCUAGGCAUAUGUACAUAAAAUAUAUUGUAUAUUUAUUAUAUUGAUGAAAGUUAAAACUGAGAACAUUUCAAGCAUUUUCAAACAUAGCAACUGCACAUUAAUACAUUCAAAUUAUCCACUCCGAGAAUAAGAUUGUCACAAACGCAAAAUACCAAAAUUCACCAGCAAUCGACAAAAAAGCAAGAACAAAUAUUCAUUAUUUUUCGCCUUAAAAUUAAAAGGCGAAAGAAGGGGAAAAUCUACAAAAUUUAUUUUUUCUCGCCUUAACUUCUUUUGCAUGUACCUGUGCGUAUGUGUGUGCGCAUAGUACAUCCAAAAGAAAUUUGAAAGAGAAAAUAAAUUCCUAAAGUAAAAAGGUUAGUAAAGAGAUUAUGUGAGAAAUGAACAAGAAAAACAUAAAAAUAAGAAAAAAAAAAAAUAAAAGUAAAAAAACGAACACAAAUAUAAAAUUUUAUUUUAAAGUAAAAAAAUUUAUCCGUGUAUAUAUCAACGAUAUCUAAAAAGUUUAGAUAUGAAGAAUUACCACUUGCAUACGAAAAAAACAAGAAAAAUUUUAAAGCUAUAAACAUAAGUAUAAUAAUUGGGAAUUGUAUCAAAAUCAUUAAUACACGUUUACCUUUAAAUCUAUAUACAUGUAAACAUUAUAUACCAUAUAGCUAUACAUAUUUAUGCAGAAAAAUAUAAAUGAGAAGUUGGAAAUAAAAAUUAAAAACACAAUAACAGCAAAAUGAAAAUACAAAAGAGAAAGAACAGAAUAAUGUAGGAAAAAAUUUGAACAAAAAACACAAUACAAACUAAGGGUAGAAGAGAGUUAAAAAUAUUUUUAAAAAGAAAUAAUUCUGAUGUAUGAAGGAAAUAUUUGUAACACUUCUACUCACACAUUUGAAAUAGCAGCGAAUUCCGCAGGAGAAAUAUUUUUGUUAUUAUUAUUAUACAAAAUUGAGAAUAACUUAAAAGUAUCUUUACCAUAUAUAAGUAAUAUAAAAAUACAACACGACGAAUUGGUUGAAGAAAAAGAGGGAGAUUUUUUAAUCUCCCCACUACUCACACGACGAAAGUGGGCUUCAGAGGGCGAAUAAUAUUUUUUAUCGCUCUGGCAUCUUAUGAUGUCAUCAGAAGAGGACAGCCUAGAGUGUUUUGGGUUGUAUAGUGAAAAGUUAUUUUUAAAGAAAACAUUAUCGUCUAUAAAACGAAACAGACAACGUGUUGACGCGGGUGAACCAAGAAAUACAUAUUCUUCGAUACCAAAUUUUAGUUCACGACCAUCAUUCAUGAGUAGUGGAAGUAGUUUAUAUGGGACUUUGUUAACUCAAUCCCAAUCUCAAUUUGGUGGUUUAUUUGGACCAAACGGUUUCGGUUCAGCAAAAAUGUUAAAUGAAUUAUUCGGUCGACAAGUAAAACAAGCGCAAGACGCUACCGGGCCUUCAGAAAAUAGCAUGCUGGCGAUAAUUGAAUCAGCGGCUAGUACGGAUUUAAGUGGAAAUAAUAUUGAUGGAAAUAAUUUAAACACAAAUUCAAAUAAUAAAAUUUUAAACAAUAAUAAUAACAGUAACAAUAACAAUAAUUUAAUAAGUAAUAAUAACAAUAAUAAUAGUAAUACUAAUAAUAACAAUAAAAAUAAUAAUAAUAAUAAUAAUAUUAAUAAUAAUAAUAAUACAAAUAGCAAUAAUAAUAAUAAUCAUAAAAAUAAUAAUAACAGCAAUAGUAAUAAUAAUAAUAAUAACAAUAAUGGAGCUAGUAGUGGCGGAAAUUUACUUGAAACAAAUUGCUCACCAGUAGCGAGAGGAACAAGCAGCACAGGAAUUGAUCUCGAUAGUGAUGGUAUAACAUCACCAAAUCAACAACAACAACGUGAUCAUCAACAGCAAAAUGCUGAACUAGCCCAUCAUAUGUUAAGAAAUAUAUUGCAAGGUAAAAAAGAUUUAAUAGCUUUAGACCAAGAAUUAAGAUCAGCAAUUAAUAACCAAAAUGGUUUAAAUAGUGCUAUAAAUAGCAUAAUAGAUCAUGAAGGAUCAUCACCAGAUAAUAAUAACUGUUUAAAUAAGAAUAAUAAUAUAAAUACAAGUGCAACAAAUAAUAGUAAUAGUAUUAAUAAUGACAACAAUAAUAGUAGUAACAAUAGUAGUAACAGUAAUUUAAAAAAUACCUCCAAUGUGAACAAUGUUUGCAAAACAGAAAAUAUUGUUAUUAAAAGUGAGCCGAAUAAUGGAAUUAAUAGCGGAAUUUUAGUGAUAAAUAAUGGUAACAAAAAUAAUAAAAAACAAGACAGUUCUUUAACCAAUUCAAAGUGUAAUAUCAUUAAUAGCAACAAUAAAAAAGACAGUAACACGACAAAUAAUAACGAAGAAAAUUUAGAAUCAGUUGUUAAUUUGGAACAUUUGAAACUUACUACACAAAAUUCAGACCAACAGAAUGUAUCGCCUUUACCGGUAGAAUGCGUUACAAAAAAAGAGGCUGAAGAUUUAUUAGAUGAAGAGGAAAUCAUGGCAAUGAGUACGCGUUCAGGUUUAGAAUCAUUAGGAUCACCUGCUUCCGAUGAUAAUGAUUGUAUAAUGGAUAGUAAAGAAGAGCUUGAUGAUGAAUUAGAAAAAGAUUUAACAUCACAAGCAAACCCUUUAAGUACAGCAUUGUUAGCUAAUCAAGAAAAAAUACAACAAAUACCAUUAGAUAUGAAAAGGGCAAGAGUUGAAAACAUCGUGUCUAGUAUGAGAUCAAGCCCUUCAUUGAAUUCUCAAAUCCAAGUGAAUGGGUGUAAAAAACGGAAGUUGUAUCAACCUCAACAACACGACAAUAGUGCUAUGGAAAGAUAUGCUGCUGUUGCUGCGGGAUUAAAUUUAGGCUUAAAUAUCCAUAAUUUAAUGUUAGCUGAUGACGAUGAAGAAGAAAUAGAGUCACCUCAAAUUCAACAAAAAAGAGUAGAAAAAAAUGCUCUAAAAUCUCAGCUUAGAUCAAUGCAGGAACAGUUGGCAGAAAUGCAACAAAAGUAUGUGCAAUUAUGUUCUAGAAUGGAACAAGAGUCGGAAUGCCAAGAAUUAGAUGAUCAAUCAGCCAGUGAUAGUUUUGACCAAGAAGAUAACCCAAGGGAUGAUUCACCAUCGUCUCAAGUAUCAGGAAUAGAAAAAUCCCAUCCUCCGAAUAUAACACUAAAAGAUUUGACGUCUAAAACUAAUAAUGUAACUUCUGCGACUACACCUCACAUGCUGUCGCAAAUGAUGACUAAAAUGAUGACCAAUAAGUAUCCAUUAACAGCUCCUCCAAAUUUAGCCCAAUCUUUUAAUGGAUCGCAUCCUUUACUGCAGCAUAUGCAGCACAACAGUUUACCAAGUGACUUACCAAUUUCGAAUACACAUAUGAAUCACCAUGCAAUUAGUAAUGCAGCAGCAAUGUAUUUAGGACAAAAAUUCUUUCUUGAACAAGAAGCGCGAAUGGCAAAAGAAGCCGUUGAACAACAAGAAAGACAGCAACAACUACACCAACAACAACAGCUUCAACAACAGCAACAGUUGCAGCAGCAAGCUCAACAACAGCAACAAGUGCAACAACAACAACAAGAAGUUCAACAACAGCAACAACAGCAGCAACAAUUGCAACAACAGUUACAGCAACAACAGGUAGAACAACAGAGGCAAAGGGAGCAACUGGUAGAUCAAGCUGCCAGAAUAGCAAACCCUCCAAUUUCUCAAGUAAACCAAAGUACGCAAAUGACACAUCCUCAGGCUCCAAAAUUGUCUUCAAUGCAAUCAGAUAUUUCAGAAAAAAUCAGUAUGAUACGUACAGGAAAUAGUUCUGUAGGGCCUAUAUCCGGGUUAGAUUUAGAAGGACUUGCUGACAUACUAAAAUCGGAAAUAACAGCCUCACUUUCGACUUUAGUAGAUUCUAUUUUAACUCGUUUUGUGCAUCAAAGAAGAUUUAUAGGAAAACAAUCAGAAGCUGCGGCCGCAGCUGCUGAACAGUUAAAUAAAGAUCUCUUAAUGGCUUCACAACUUCUCGACAGAAAAUCACCUAGAACAAAAGUUGCAGAAAGAUCAACAGCUUCAACUAAAAGUAAUAUCUCAACUGUUAAUGCAACAACAAUACCGUCCGCCAAUCAGUCAGGUAAUGCUCCAAAUAACUCAAUUACUAACAAUCAACAUCUUAACAAUAGUAGUAAUAACAUUAAUCAUCCUGGUAGCACAAUGUUAAAUAUUAAUCCUAAUAGUAAUAAUUUAAAUUUAAAUGUCAGUAAUAAUACUAAUACUAAUACCAAUAACAAUAAUAUAAAUAAUAACGGUGGAGUCCCACGAAUGAGCGGCACCAGCAAUUUUUCGUCUGGGAUGGCUUUACCCAUUCAUGCCGGCAUUAAUGGACCCCAUCCGAACCCUGAAUCACUCGUUAAUAAUUUACCACCUCAUGUUCGACCUUCAGCUCCAUCAGCUAUGUUCCAACCACCAAAACCACCUCAAACAUUAAAUCCAGUUGCAGCAGCAGCUUUGUAUAAUUCAAUGAGUGCGCUUGGUGGACAUUCAACUAAUCAAGUUAAUCCUUUCUGUCUACCGGAAACCCGAGAACAAAAUCAAGAGCAAAAUGAAGCGCUUAGCUUGGUGGUUACACCAAAAAAGAAACGGCAUAAAGUAACUGAUACAAGAAUAACGCCCCGCACUGUUAGCAGGAUAUUAGCUCAAGAUGGAAUUGUGCCACAACAACCAAACCAGAAUCAGGCAUUGGAGCAACAGCAACCCCAGCCACAGCCGACGCAACAGCAACAGCCAGGGACAAAUAUUAGCAAUAAUAAUAACAAUAAUAAUAGUAAUCUUAACCAAACAAAGUUUACAACACCACCUGCAUCGAAUGGACCUACACCAACUACGCCAUCGGAAAGUCCUUCACCUAGAUCGAACUAUCCACCGCCACCAACGCAACAGCCUAUGAUACCAGUUUCGCUGCCGACAUCAGUUGCUAUACCGAAUCCUUCAUUGCAUGAAUCGCAGGUAUUUUCGCCGUACAGUCCAUUUUUUAACCCACAUGGACCACAUGGACCACAUGGUGGACCCCCCGGACCUCCGCAACCAUCACAAUUACAUCAUAUGAAAAUGGAAAUGAAAAUGUCAUCGAGUCCGCCUGGUUUAAGCAAUAUGAUGGAAACUAGAGAUUCACCACCAUUACCUCAUCCACAAACAAUGCUACACCCAGCGCUUUUGGCUGCAGCGCAUCAUGGAAAUUCGCCUGAUUAUGGUCAUUUACGAGGUUCAAUGGAAACAAGUGACCGUAAUUCAGAUUGUAAUUCUGGAGACAUAUCAUUUGAUGGAAUUCAACCUACAAUUUCUUUUUCCAAACGAAAAUAUUUCAAUAACGAGUCUUUAACACCCCUGCACUCAUCAACAUUAACGCCGAUGCAUCUGAGGAAAGCAAAAUUAAUGUUCUUUUGGGUACGAUAUCCUAGUUCGGCAGUUCUUAAAAUGUACUUUCCUGAUAUUAAAUUUAAUAAAAAUAAUACGGCUCAACUAGUGAAAUGGUUUUCAAAUUUUCGUGAAUUUUAUUAUAUUCAAAUGGAGAAAUAUGCUCGACAAGCUGUUACAGAAGGCGUUAAAGGUGCCGAUGAUUUACAUGUCAGUGGUGAUAGUGAAUUAUAUAGAGUUCUAAAUUUGCAUUAUAAUCGUAAUAAUCACAUUGAGGUUCCUGUCAAUUUUCGGUAUGUUGUUGAGCAAACGCUACGUGAAUUUUUCCGAGCUAUCCAAAGUGGAAAAGAUACCGAACAAUCAUGGAAGAAAUCAAUUUAUAAAAUUAUAUCGAGAUUAGAUGAUCCAGUACCAGAGUAUUUUAAAUCGCCAAAUUUUUUGGAACAAUUGGAAUAGGAUUUACUUAAUAAUCAAAAUGAUAAUGAUACAAAUACUUAACAUAAGCUUAUAAUAACAUAUACCAAAAUAAAAAAGAAGAAGGUGUCAAAUAAAUCAUCUUUUUCUUCAUCUUCUAAAAAAAGAAAGAUCAAAUGAAAUUUAAAACAUUUACCAAUAUUUAGUAUUAAUUGAUUAAAAAUCGAAAUUGGAGAAAAUAAACAAACUUAUAAAGAAAAAUAUAUAGGAAAAAGCGGACAUAUAAUUAUAAUUAGAAAACCAAACAAUUUAUAAAAUUAGAAAAAAAUAAAAUUGUAAAUUAAGUCAAGACACAUAACUUUUAUUUUACACAAAAAAAAAUUAAAUUUUAGAAAACACAAUAAAAAUAUUAACCAAAAUUUGUAUUUUAUGUAAAAAUAUAAAAAAUUAAAAAUUAAAAUUAAACUAAAACUAUGUUACACGAAAAAGAAAAAAAAACUUAAUAAAAAUUUAAAUAAUUAAAAAAUAUAUAAAUUCAACAACAUUUGUGGUUCCUAUAAUGUAGUGUGCUUACGUCCAAAAAAAAAAAAUAAAAAAAUUUAAAAAAAAAAUUAAAUUAAACAAAACAUUUUAAAACGUAAAAAAUUUUUAAGUAAACCAAAAAAAAAGAAAAAUAUAAAGAACACAUAUUUAAAAAUUUAAGAAAGGUUUUGUAUCUGUUUCAGAACGUGCUCCCCCCCUCACCAUUUUAAAGCAUGACAUUUGAUUACAUGACAACUUCAAUAAAGAAUUUAUGACAUAUCAUCCUAAUUAAGAAAUGUUUAAGAAGGCUCAUUCAUUAUUUGACUACAUUCCACUUAACAAAGAAUUCUCAUUAUUUAAAUGUUAAAUAAACUAUCAAGCAAUUUUUUAAUUCGAAAAAUUAUUAGAACUAAUUACAUUUAUGGAACUAUAAACUUGACAUUAUCGUUUAAACCACGUUAAAAGAGCUCAUGAACCAAAAAAUGUCAUACAAUUUUUACAAUAUAGUUUUUAAAAAAUCCAUGUAGAAUAAAUAAAUAAUACGAGUAUAAGUGACUUAAAAAUUAAUAUAAUAUUUUAUACAAUUUGAUAAAUAUGAAAAAUCUCAGUCAACUUUUAUUAAAAAUCCUUUUUUUCUCUCAAAAUGAAAUUGCAUUAUUAGUGUUUUUGAGAUGAUUACAAAUUCUUCUAACUGGAAAGUGUCAUAUAAUGAAAUGUCAGGGAAUCGUUUCAAAACAUAACAAAAACAAAAAAAACAAUACACAAUUUAAUAAAUUUUAAAAAGUUGUAAUUAAAAAAAAAACCGAAAAAAUUAAAGCGACUGCAAUUUAUCGACGAUACUCGCGUUUAGGCCUUCAUUUCAAAAAUAGAAAAAAGAAAAAAAAAACAAAAAAAUUGAAGAAAAUAAAAAAAGUUUAAAUAUUUAAAUAAAUUUUAGAUGAAAAUAAAAAAGAAACACAAAAAAACUAAAUUUAAAAGAAAAUAAAAAUUAAAAUAUUAAAAGUUUUGAUAAACGACAAAAUUUUAAAAUUUAAAAUAAAAAUUUAUUUUACAAUAAAUCGUCAUAAUAUUUAUUGUUUUAUAAUAUCAAAUUUUCUUUUUCUUACUUCAAAUAGGAAUUUUACAAACCAAAAACGAAAAAAAACACUAAUAUUUAAAUUUCAAAACUUAGUCAAAAAUUUACAACAACAAUUUUCUAUAAUUUAUGUUUAUGUUCAAAUCUAAAAGAAUUAAAAUCCUCUUGCGUAUUCAAUUUAUAUGUCGAGGUUCUCAAUUCCCUUUUUUAUACUUGUUUUUCUAAAAAAUUUUUUCUCGUAAAAACCAUUUAUGACCCUAAGAAUUUGAAACUCUUUCUUUAAUGUUUUAAUAACUUUUCAUUUGAUUAUGAUCACACAUUAGUAUUUCAAAAAUAAAUGUCUUUUCAAAUUAGAUAUAUAUAUGCAAAAGAAAUCUUACUGUUAUAUUUUAAAACAUAAGGAAUCCAAAGAAACAAACAAAAAUAAAAAUUUUUUACUUUUUGUUUUUACAACCGAAACUGCAAUAGGAUAAUCACCGGUUCUCUGAAAAAAUAGAAGAACUAGUGCAAACCACAACCACAAUUGAAAAAAUAUAAAAUAAAUAAUAUUUAAAACAGAAUUAAAGUUGAACCAAAAACAAUUAUACCAUAUUAAAAAUUUAAAAAAAAAUUCAAAAGUAAUGAAAUCAAAGGAAAAUAUUUUCGUGAUAAUUUUUUUUUCUUUUUCGUUUAGGAAAUAAAGGACAAAAAAAAUUAAAAUGAUUACAAGUGCGACAAAAAAAGUAAAAAAACUACAAAAAACAAGAAGAAACCAAAAAAAGAAACAAAUAUUAUAAAUAAUCUUUAUGGAUAGAUUUAAAAACAAAAAAACA
Condylostylus longicornis is the source of this 8368-nucleotide messenger RNA. It is a transcript of the gene pros, whose product is annotated as homeobox protein prospero. Bases 1274 to 6001 code for a protein of 1575 amino acids. The record is from RefSeq and is a predicted model, not a curated record. Gene Ontology annotation, molecular function: RNA polymerase II cis-regulatory region sequence-specific DNA binding; DNA-binding transcription factor activity, RNA polymerase II-specific. Lineage: Eukaryota; Metazoa; Arthropoda; Insecta; Diptera; Dolichopodidae. Gene Ontology annotation, cellular component: nucleus. The transcript has 4 exons. Gene Ontology annotation, biological process: regulation of transcription by RNA polymerase II.